This is a messenger RNA of Physella acuta, 2455 nucleotides long. RefSeq names its product Golgi to ER traffic protein 4 homolog. Gene Ontology annotation, molecular function: protein binding. NCBI's taxonomy places the organism in Eukaryota, Metazoa, Mollusca, Gastropoda, Physidae. The record is from RefSeq and is a predicted model, not a curated record. Gene Ontology annotation, cellular component: cytosol; BAT3 complex. Gene Ontology annotation, biological process: protein insertion into ER membrane.
GUUUCGUUAAAAAGUAACACCUCGGGGCAGGGUAACUUCUAGAAAAAUGGCUUCUAUUUCGCGUGGCGUUGAACGUGUCCUUGCAAAGUGUGAAGCUUGUAUCAACGCUGGAAAUUACUAUGAAGCACAUCAGAUGUUCAGAACUGUCUCGUUUAGAUACAAUAGUCAACAAAAGUAUGCAGAAGCUGCUGAUUUAUUGUAUAGAGGUGCCUUAAUUUUGUUACAACACAACCAGCACAGCAGUGGGGCAGAUUUAAGCCUUCUCCUCUUAGAAUCGUUGAACAAAGCCAAGUCACCAGUAACAGAAGAAACCAUUAGCAAUGUUACAAAAUUGUUUGAAGUCAUGGACCCAGAUUGUCCAGAGAGGUAUCCAUAUUUGACAAAGGCUAUCAACUGGUCAAGUAAAGUACACAAGGAACACAAGAGAGGCCAUCCUGAUCUACAUAGAAGAUUUGGUAUUAUAUUCUGGCAAGAAAGAAACUAUGCCCAAGCUAGAUAUCAUUACAUACAUUCUACUGAUGGAGAAGCCUGUGCCCAGAUGUUGUUAGAGUUUCACCGGACUCAAGGAUAUCCGUCAGAAGUUGACAUGUUUAUAACCCAAGCAGUUUUACAGUAUCUGUGCCUUCAAAAUAAAGCAACUGCCAGUGUAUGCUUUGAGGUCUACACACAGAAACAUCCAGAGAUUAGCCAGACACCUCCUUAUAGUUUGCCCCUGCUUAAUUUCAUAUGGAUGCUUCUCAUUGCAUUGGAUGGAGGGAAACUGGCAGUGUUUACAGUGCUUUGUGAGAAAUACCAAGUCUCCAUAAACAGGGACCCAAACUACAAAGAGUAUUUGGAUCAAAUAGGACAAACAUUUUUUGGUGUCCCUCCACCACAGAAAACACCCCAAGGCUUAUUUGGGAAUCUCCUUCAGAAUGUUCUAGGGGGCUCAAUGGGCGAUGAUGAGCAAGUUAUUGAAACUCCAAGUGGUACACCAAGCAAUAAUCGUAGUAGCAGAAACCAUGAUAACUUCAGUGCUUUAUUUAACAGCAACAGCAGUAAUUUGUCAGCAGAGUCACCAACCACAUCAAAAAUUGAAAAAGCGUUAGACUUGGACUGAAAUUCUGGAUGCAUUUUAUAUCAAAUUUAUUUAUUAUUCCUACUCUGAAAAAAUAUUAACUUCGAGGAACUGAUGUUCAUAUGUUUUUUCACUUUGAGAUUUUCAAUGUGAACUUUAAAAAUUGUACAUUUUGCUAUCAAGCACUGUUCUUUUUAGAUUGUUUUUUUUUUCUGAGUGAUGACAGUCUUCCCACAUUUUGAAUGCUGAAAGUUGUUUUGUUAAUAUAACCUUUCUUCAUUUGGAUGAUUUCAGACAGCAUAUGUUCAUUAAGUUAUAUUAUGAGAAAGGAACUAGAAUGGGCUAAUAUAUAUGAGCUCGAUUUUAAAGUUGACAGUUAUAUAUACAUAACCUAGAAACUAAUUUCUGUUACGUUUCAAUUUUUAAAAAAUACUGAUUUCAGUCAGUUGAGCAGCAAAGUUAUUCUGGUGAUACGACAGAGUUGAAAAAGUUCGCAGAUUUAAUUGUAGUGAAACUAUUGAAGUCAAAUAGAAAAGAUGGAGCUGAAUGAUGGAUCUUUACUUGAAAAGCUUUGGGGAAUGUGAAACAAGGUGUUAACACUUUGCUGUAAGGAUUUGGGUUUUUUCUUUGCAAUAAGUCUUGAUUUUAUUUGGUGGUGUAUUUAUUUCAUUGGAGCUUGUGAGAAUAUUAGGUGUUUCUUAGUUGUGUUUGAACAUUAAUACGUACAAGAUAAGAGUUUAUACAUAGAGCUUAUAUUAUAAAAUAUAUUUAUUUAAUACAACAAAUAUUGGAGAAUUGUACAAGAUAGUGUAUGCUUUCAAGUGUAGAGUAAAUGUUUGAGUAUAGUGGAUGAUAUAGAAUGUAGAUAUGUGAGGUGCGUUUAAAAAAAUUGCAUAUCACGAGAUCUGUAUGUAAUGUUAUGUGCGGUUUAGAUUGUAGAAUUUAUUGUUAUAAUAAAAGAUGUUGUGUAUGGAAGAUAUAUUAUUAUAAUACAAGAUGUGUAAGGCAGAUAAUUACAUGAAUGCUGAAAUGAAGUAUAUUUGAAUGCUUAUUCUGGGCACUUAAGCUUUUCUUCUACUUGAUAUUAGCAUUCUUCUCUUAGCCAGAUAAAUUUUUCUGUGUCUUGGACUUUUUCUACAGCAUUGGCUGUUUUAUAAAAAUGUUUAUCUGUUUCAAAUGUGCAAACUGCUAAUUUGAGUUUUGGGGUGAUAUAUUUCUUCUUCACUUAAAACCAGUCAAUUAUAAAUGUUUUCAAUAAAUUGUUAGCAUCCAAUAUUAAAAUAUUUAAAUUGGUUCUUACUUGCCAAAGUGGCAAUGUCAUGUUAUAUGUUUUUUCUCAAUUCUUGUCAUAAAAACAUACACAUUUUCAUAAUACAAUUAAAGGAGAGAGAAAAACUA